Messenger RNA from Prorocentrum cordatum, 864 nucleotides. The record is from the annotation of a GenBank genome assembly. NCBI's taxonomy places the organism in Eukaryota, Dinophyceae, Prorocentrales, Prorocentraceae.
GGACAUGCCCGACCUAACUCUAGUGUUGGCCUCACGGCGGCUCAAAGGUAAUGCAAUGGGGUUCUUGCCAGUGGAUCUUUGGAGUAGGCAUCCAGCUAUUGUUACCAAUAUUGGCAUGGGUUGAUGUCCAAUGUGACGUAUAUGUCAAUUGCCAUGUGCAGCCAAAUUGUUUGGUAUGUGUUUGUUGCUUUGGCAGGGGCGAUGGCGGAAAGUGGUGAGAACGUGGCGUUCCUGGCGAUCGCGCGGGUCAGCGACAAGGCUGUCCUGGCCAGCUGCUUCGACAACGCCGCGCUCGCAGAGGAGAAGCAGGGCUUCGAGAGCGCCCUGGCCGCCGUGCUACAGCGCGCCAGCUCCGUGCACCCGGGCUGGAAGGAGCGCGUGGAGUGCCGCGAGUGCGAGGGCGUUCUGCACGUGCUGGCGGACGCGCAGGCCUUCUGCUUCCUCGUCGCAGCCGUCAGGAGCAGGCAGUACCCGGACAGGGUGGCGGGCCAGCUGCUGCGCGAGCUCGGGAAGAAGGCGAGGAAUUGCCAGGGCGACGAGAACUUGGCGAAGGGGUGCCGGCAAGAACUGUGUCCAUAUCCAGUGCGUCUUGGAUGUUCGCGGAAGUGGCGCCACGAGGCCGAGGCACAAGCGGGCGCGUUGUCGACGCCGCUGAGAAAGACUAUGAAAGAUUUGAUGAAGUGCCUCCGCCUUUAGUGCACCGCGCGUUGAAGACGAGGGAAGCGGGUCUCUGGAUGGACUCGGCGAGAGGAUCCGCGGAGAUACGCGGGGAUGCUCAUCUCCAUUCGUUUUGUCGCGUUGGGCGUUGUGCAGUUUCAUCAGUUGAGCGUUCGUGCGCCAGUCUAAUGUGACCUGGGACGUCAC